Molecule: messenger RNA, 999 nt
Organism: Capsella rubella
Lineage: Eukaryota; Viridiplantae; Streptophyta; Magnoliopsida; Brassicales; Brassicaceae
Exons: 1
Coding region: 1-999 (332 amino acids)
Source: RefSeq, a predicted model, not a curated record
AUGGUUAAUGGAGAUUUUAAGAUCCUUUGUCCAGCUGAAACCUCCAAUGCUAUUAUUGUUUGCUCGACAAGAGGAAUGAGGAUGUUUGGUGAUUGCCUAGCAGAUUUAGGCCUCUUUGAUCUCCCCUUUAGUGGACCUAGAUUCACUUGGACAAAUAAAAGAUCUGUAGAUCCUAUUGGGAAGAAAUUAGAUCGAUGCUUGGUGAAUGGAAGUUGGCUAACAAGUUUCCCAAAUAGUCAUUGUACCUUUGAGGCUCCGGAGUUUUCAGAUCAUACACCUUGUCAUAUUCAGCUCAACACUCCUCCUCCUUCUUAUGGUACCAGGCCAUUCAAGUUUUUCUCCCUCUUAACAAAACAUCCGCAGUUUUUGGAUUCAAUGAGGAUAGCUUGGGCUCAGGUUGGAGUUUCAGUCUCUUCUCCUAAAGACUUUUGUUUCAAGCUAAAACAGAUGAAAGGCCCGGUAAAAUCUUUGAUGAGGGAUAAUUUUAGUGAAUUAGAGAAGCGAGUAGUUGAGGCUCAUGCUAAGCUUAAUCCUCUUCAGUUAUUAGCUUUGAAUGAUCCUUCUCCCGUCAAUCUUCAGAAUAAAACUUUAGCAAAGGAAGUAUGGGUGCAUCUUAGUAUUGCGGAGGAAAGCUUUUUUAAGCAGAAGUCUCGUCUCAAGUGGUUGGGCGAGGGUGAUUAUAACACUUCUUUCUUCCAUAAGGUCUUUACGGCCAGAAAUGCUGGGAAUGCCAUAAAGUUCUUGUUGAAACCAGAUGGUUCUGCUACUUCUUCCCUUCAGGAAGUUCAUGAGCUAGUUAUAGAUCUCUUGGCUGGAAUUUUGUGCACAAUCAAAGGACGAUUUUGUUCCCAACUGCCUGAGUUUCUUGAAUCUCUAAUGCAAGCUUCUUGUUCAUUUGCGCAACAAUCUUCUUUGUUUGCUCCUUUCUCUAAUGAAGCAAUUAAGACUUGCCUUUUCAGAAUGCCUACCAGAUGGAUUUUCUGCAGUUUUUUAAGUUGA